Emiliania huxleyi CCMP1516 is the source of this 1467-nucleotide messenger RNA. RefSeq lists its product as hypothetical. The record is from RefSeq and is a predicted model, not a curated record. The coding region runs from base 1 to 1467 and encodes 488 amino acids. The transcript is spliced from 5 exons. NCBI's taxonomy places the organism in Eukaryota, Haptophyta, Isochrysidales, Noelaerhabdaceae.
AUGCGCGCCAUUGGCAGGAAGGGCGACGUCAGCGAGGGCAGCGGAGAGAACGGCAGCGGACUGGGACAGAGGGUAGCAGAGGCGAGGAUUGUGGCAGUGAGGGCGGGUGUGAGCGGCUGUGCGGUCGGGGCUCAAUGGAGCGCGCACCUUGCUGUGGUCGCGAAUGGCCUUCAGAAGGCCGUCGAGGUCAACCUUUAUCGCUUCAGGACGCCGUUGGAAUCAGGGCCGUCGAAAAACAGCUUGAUGCGGAACAUCUUCUUGGUCGUGCUCACAGAGAUCAGGCGGCGGCGCUUGGGCAAGACGGUCGGUGUCGGGGCAGAAGGAGCGUUCGUAAAUGACGAUUCCGAGGUCGUCGAGGUAGAUCGCCCGCCAUGGGAGGAGCCUAUGCCUGGCAUCCACGAUGCGGUGACCGACAAGGGCGUGCUCCCCAGGUCCCACAAGCAAGCCGCAACCAAUUUUCCAGCGGACCUGCACGUUACAGGCUCCACCACGAAGUGCGACAAUUGCAACUUCGCGCUGGAUCAAAUCAGAACGGAGUGGGCUAUUUUCCUCGAUGCGGAUACCUUGUUCUCGACGCAAACGUUGAUUUAUGCUAGCCACUUAUCCUCGUCAACAACUUUCGACUUUUGGCAGGGGCGGAUGGUCAACCCCAAGAGCGACGUACAAGGUGUUUUCCCUUUUGGCGCAGUGACCUGCAUGUACGACUCGGACUGCAUGCCCAACGAUGCACCGAUAUUUUACAAGUUUGGUCACGUGCCAUUCUCCGGACGAGGGGGCCUUUGGCGCGUUUCUGUUUUGCGGAAGGUCGGAUUUGACCAUAGGACCGUGGGCGAAGACUACGAUGCCUCGUUCAGGGCGUAUUUCCUCUACGGACAUAGAGGAUCGCUUGCACCGAAUAUGAUUUUCCAAGAACGUUGCCCAGGCAAUAUGACCGAUUUGCUGCGGCAGCGGAAGCGUUGGGUUAAUGCCGACUUCGAGCGAAUGGUGAGUUCGACUUGGAUGGCUCGUUCGUACUACGUUCCUCGGGUGGAGGUCUUCUUCGGCCUUUUACCGAUGAACAUCAAGAUGAAAAUGCCCUUCGAAAGCUGGCCCCGCCGGACACUGAAGUUGACGACCUCGCCGAUUUUACUUUACUACGGCUUUUGGCUUGGAAGCCCCGAGACUGGGUCACCUUGGUUCGAGAGGUUCCAACGUGCGCCUCUUUUCCCGAUCCUCAUGAUGUUCGCUUCGAUCAUCUUGCCAUACCUAGUGUGGACAAUUCGCUAUAUUGCCGCGACCCAGGUGAGUCUGUACAAGCCCCGGGUGCAGUAUUUGCUGCUGAGUCCAAUCGCCGCUUUUCUUUUCCGGCAGUUCGAAAUAUACUGCGCAAUCGAAGGGAUGCAUCGGUGGCUGUGGGGAAAAUUCGUGUUCGACUGCACUCCCCGGUCGCCAUCGACUCCAGCCCGACAAACGGUGCUCUCGGCAUAA